UGAAAUUUCCCCAAAAUCAGAACAGAAAAGGAAAAGGUCAUACGUUCAUUUGGUAUAAGACAGCAGCAGUGAAAAAAAAAAAACUAACCAUCUUCUUCUCUUUCGUCAUAGCAUAAAAAAGUCAAAAAAAAACAAAAGAAAGAUGGGAUUAUUUUCCAAAAAGAAAUCACCUAGACCUGCUUCUUUCCAAGAAGGCCCUCCUCCUUAUUCACAAAGUACGGGUAGUCCGGCUCCACAGUCUUACGCUCCUCCCUCACCACCGAAACCUUCCAACCCGGAUAGUCGACCACUACCUUCAGGAUGGAUUAGCCAGCUGGAUCCUUCCACCAACCGCUGGUUCUACGUAUACACGCCCACCGCUCACCGCCAAUGGGAACAUCCACAUGACAAACCGCUCGGUGGUGGAGAAAGCAGUUCAUACCGUGGUUAUCCUCAACAACAGCAACAACAACCAUAUUAUCCCCAACAGCAAUACAUACCUCAACAACAGGCUUACAUGCAACAACCCAUGAUGGGCGCCGCAGGCAGUCGCUUUGGUGGCCUUGGUGGUCCCGGUCGCGGUGGUAUGGGCAUGGGCGGCGCAGCAUUAGCAGGUGUAGGCGGCGGUUUAGCAGGCUAUAUGAUUGGCGACGCCUUAUUCGACCACAAUCCGGAUGUCGUAAAUAACUACUAUGGCGACGGCGGUGAUAUGGGCGGCGGCGGCUACGAUGACAUGGGCGGCGGCUUUGACGAUAUGGGCGGUGGUUUCGACUUUUAAGACGGACGAUACGAACUUUCGCAUAGCUCUUAUUUGUAAAUAAUCAUCAUCAUCAUAAUGUAGUUGCAAAAAUUAUAUAAUCUAUGUAUAGCAACCAAGAGCGUUAAUAAGGAAUAAAGAUGUGAGGCGAUCUAGCCAAGCCGUGUCAAUAAUAUAUUGUGUUUCAAAGGAU
Messenger RNA from Radiomyces spectabilis, 929 nucleotides. RefSeq lists its product as uncharacterized. Gene Ontology annotation, molecular function: protein binding. The record is from RefSeq and is a predicted model, not a curated record. Lineage: Eukaryota; Fungi; Mucoromycota; Mucoromycetes; Mucorales; Radiomycetaceae. The transcript has a single exon. The coding region runs from base 143 to 757 and encodes 204 amino acids.